Penaeus monodon (black tiger shrimp) is the source of this 1658-nucleotide messenger RNA. RefSeq lists its product as uncharacterized. Bases 1 to 1515 code for a protein of 504 amino acids. The transcript has 5 exons. Lineage: Eukaryota; Metazoa; Arthropoda; Malacostraca; Decapoda; Penaeidae. The record is from RefSeq and is a predicted model, not a curated record.
AUGGACCUUCAAGCCCGACAUCUUGGAGUCACAUUGCUAUGGUGUCUCUUUUCGGUGAGUCUGUUUAAUAGUUUCUCAUCUGAUGUAACGGCGAGGUACUUCGGCAUUCCCAACAGAUCACUCGCAAAAACGAAACAAGCCGAUGCAUGUCGUUCUCUGUUUACAAUUAACCAAGUUUUCACCAGCGAAGGUUUACUUCAUGCGGAGUUUGAGCAUAGCACGUCCACAAAUGAAAGUGGUUUCUAUAUACAACCUGCCACGAUUUACGGCGUGGAGGAGGUCGCUGCCGCUGCCAGGGAGGUGCGGCACUUGGUGCGCAAGAGGGCGUCAUCCUCGGGGCCUGACACGGCCGACUAUCGUGUCCUCGGCGCCCUUCUGCCUAAACUCGUGUCCUUCGAGCACCUCAAAGGAGAGGACGAAACCUCGGCCGGAACGAAGCAGGGUCAGCCGAGGCCGCACGUCCGAGGCGGAAGCAGAAUCGACGCCGGCGGAGGCGUGUUGCCCUUCGUGCCGUGCGUCAUCGCGCCCUACGACCAGCCGGCCUCUUUCGCCACCUGCGUCAGGAGGAGGCUGGAGGAAAAGGGCUCCUUCUGGAUCUACUUCAUGGGGGACUCCAAAAUUAGGGGUGUCUUCAUGGAAAUGCUGAAGCGCACCGACCAGGAAUUUGAUUAUCGGAUUGAAGUUAAGACGUGGAGUUACGCGAAAAUAGUCACGAGACAGGAUUUUCGACACCAGGACAUGAGAGUCACUUCUGCUGCUGCUGACGGCCUCCUUAUCACCAUGAGUUUCCGAGUGUUCGUGGAGAUGGGAAGACCUUCCAGACUUCCAGACGAAGCGGAAGUGACGCAACUCCGCCGCUGGGCAGACGGAGCCGACCCUCUGCCAGACAUUCUGAUCCUAGGUUAUACAUCGUGGAUGUUGCAAAGGCACAUGAAAGAAGCUAAUAUCAUUGAGCUUCUGGACGGGUUAUUCGAGAUGCACAAGGCAGUUGUGCCUCAUGUUGUGAAGAUCUCGCGGUCCACAAGGGUGUUGGUGCUGCCCCAGAGUCGCCCGAAGCCCCAUGCCGCCAUGAUUAACGUGGGCCACUCAAUCAUCAACGUUCCUAACUUCGACUGGAGCGAGAAAACCUUUCUUCAAGAGGUACAGAAACACAGUCGGAAUCAAGGUGUUCUUCGCAGCGAAGAGCGACAGGACAAAGAGCUACACUCGUUUUGGGACGACCACAGACCAGGACACAUUUCUAGGUCGUUCCGGGACCAUCUGAUCCCUGGAACGUCCACGCCGGGCCUGUGGUGGUGGGACUCGAGCCUUCCGAUCAACUUGGCGGAGAUCGAUGAGUGCAACGAACUUCACCGUCGAGACCUGGCUGGCGACGAGGCUUACACAGGUCCUCGGCUGCAGUGCAGAGACAUCCACCACGCUGGAGACGAGACGGCCUCUGACCUCGUUACGAUGCUGUUUAACCUGAUGUGUAAUUCAGUCUUAAAACAGAACGAGAGUCUGUGCUGUUCAUGAAAGCUUGUAUCUUUUUGUUGGCUGCAGGAAAUUUAUAAGAGCAAAAGCAACUUGCAUAUAUGGAUGCAAUGCAAAUGCAGCCAAAAGUGCAUUUUCAAAAACUAUUUUAAGUGACUCUUUUUAUUUCUUACUAACCGGUAGCU